AGGCUCUCCGACGGGCUCAGAGUGGGGCGGCCAUGGAGCACUCCCGGCACCGCGUCUCCCUCGCAAGCCGGCGUGUCCAUCCCGGCUUGUCCUUCUACCUCACCACCUUUGGUCAGCUGAAGCUGUCCAUCGAUGCCCAGGCCCGGAUUCUGCUGCUCCACAUCAUGGAAGGCAAAGGCCUCAUGAGCAAAAAGCCUGGCACCUGUGAUCCCUACGUGAAGAUUUCUUUGAUCCCUGAAGAUCACCGACGACGCCAUCAGAAGACUCAGACCAUUCCAGGCUGCAGGGACCCAGUCUUCCACGAGCACUUUUUCUUUCCCGUCCAAGAGGAAGAUGAACAGAAGCGCCUCCUGGUCACUGUGUGGAACCGGGCAGGUGACUCCAGACAGAGUGGACUGAUCGGCUGUAUGAGCUUUGGGGUGAAGUCUCUCCUGACUCCAGACAAGGAGAUCAGCGGCUGGUACUACCUUCUGGGGGAGGACCUGGGCCGGACCAAGCACCUGAAGGUGGCCAGGCGGCGACUGAGGCCCCUUAGAGACCCGCUGCUGAGAAUGCCAGGAGGAGGGGACACGGAGGACAGGGAGAAACUUAAGAUCACCAUCCCGAGGGGGAAGGACGGCUUCGGCUUCACCAUCUGCUGUGACUCUCCAGUCCGAGUCCAGGCCGUGGAUUCCGGGGGCCCGGCAGAGAGAGCAGGGCUGCAGCAGCUGGACACGGUGCUGCAGCUGAACGAGAGGCCUGUGGAGCAUUGGAAAUGUGUGGAGCUGGCCCACGAGAUCCGGAGCUGCCCGAGUGAGAUCAUCCUGCUUGUUUGGCGCAUGGUCCCCCAAGUCAAGCCAGGACCCGAUGGUGGGGUCCUGCGGCGGGCAUCCUGCAAGUCAACGCACGACCUCCUGUCACCCCCAAACAAGCGGGAGAAGAACUGCACUCAUGGGGCCCAGGCACGGCCUGAGCAGCGCCACAGCUGCCACCUGGUAUGUGACAGUUCAGAUGGGCUGCUGCUCGGAGGCUGGGAGCGCUACACCGAGGUGGCCAAGCGCGGGGGCCAGCACACCCUGCCUGCGCUGUCCCGUGCCACUGCCCCCACCGACCCCAACUACAUCAUCCUGGCCCCGCUGAACCCUGGGAGCCAGCUGCUGCGGCCUGUGUACCAGGAGGACGCCAUCCCCGAAGAAUCAGGGAGUCCCAGCAAAGGGAAGUCCUAUACAGGCCUGGGGAAGAAGUCACGACUGAUGAAGACAGUGCAGACCAUGAAGGGCCACGCGAACUACCAGAACUGCUCAGUCAUGAGGCCACACACCCCACACUCAAGCUAUGGCACCUAUGUCACCCUGGCUCCCAAGGUCCUGGUGUUCCCUGUCUUUGUCCAGCCUUUAGAUCUCUGUAACCCUGCCCGGACCCUGCUGCUGUCAGAGGAGCUGCUGCUGUACGAGGGGAGGAACAAGGCUGCUGAGGUGACACUGUUUGCCUAUUCGGACCUGCUGCUCUUCACCAAGGAAGAUGAGCCGGGCCGCUGCAACGUCCUGAGGAACCCUCUCUACCUCCAGAGCGUGAAGCUGCAGGAAGGUUCUUCCGAAGACCUGAAAUUCUGUGUGCUGUAUCUAGCAGAGAAGGCAGAGUGCUUAUUCACUUUGGAAGCGCACUCGCAGGAGCAGAAGAAGAGGGUGUGCUGGUGCUUGUCAGAGAACAUCGCGAAGCAGCAACAGCUGGCGGCCUCGCCCCCACAGAGUAAGAAACUCCACCCUUAUGGCUCUCUCCAGCAGGAGAUGGGGCCGGCCAACUCAACCAAUGCUACCCAGGAUAGAAGCUUUACCUCACCAGGACAGACUCUGAUUGGCUGAGCAAACCCAAGGGCGGGACUCUGCUUCUGGCAACUUAACCCUUUCUUGGGCAUCCCCUACCACACAGUAACCUCACCUCAACUGGACCCAAAACUGAGGACCAACAUGGUGGGCCUAGGGUCACCUGAAGGGAGCGGCCCCACAGGUGUGUGUGGACUGGAUCAGAAGAACCUCAGUGGUGCGAGAAGCCCUGUGGGCAUGUGCACACUGACAUCAGAGUCCCGAGUGGAGAAGACUCCGAAAUGUAUCCCCUACAAGGAAGAAGAAGGCAAAAUGGCACCUGGGCUUCUGGUGAUUCCAGUGCCUGCCCUGGGGGCAGCAAGAGAGGUCGGGAGAUGUUGGCCCUAGUGGGGAAUCAUGCCCUAACCCUCCUCAGCCCGAAGACGUCUUCCCCCAGUCACGCAUCUGGACUCAUUCAUUCCUCCAUUCAGCAAACAGAUAUUUGGGGACAUCUGCGUUACACCAGGCUCUGUGCUAGGAGCGGGGGACACCGUGGAGAAUGAGAUGAACGUGGUCUCUGUGCUUAUCAAGAUUUCAGCUCUGGAAGGGGAGUUGCAUGAAGUAAAUGGACAUUGUCACCCGUGUGUAUGUGCGCAUACACACGAACACUCACAUGAUCACAAAGUGUGAUGGUCCGUGAAGGAAAAGAACAGAUUCCUUUAAGAGAGAAUAUUACUUAGAUUGUCCUGUGUGUGUAUGUGUGGUGGGGUGAUGGAGAUCAUAACUUUGAAGCUGGGACCUGCCAGCCGGAGAGGGUUUAGCCAGUCAAGGACUUGGGAAAGAGUGUUCCGGGCACAUGGAACAGCCUGCAGAGGGUGCCUGAGAUGGAAGCGUGGCGUUCUGGAGGGACGGGGCCAGGCCAGUGUGGCUGGCGCUUAGUGAGGAGGGUGGGGGCCAGGUCACUCAGGGCUGUGGUGGUUAAUGUUUUAUUGAUUUUAUUCAAGGCACACUGGCAAGCCAGAGAAGGCUUUUGAGAAAGGGAGUCACAGAGUUUCAGGCAUAUUUCUAGAGGAUCAGUCUCAUAAGGGGCCCAAGGAGCUGUGAGGUCAGUUAGGGGGUCCCUUUAGUUCUCUGGGUGAAGGGUGGUGAUGGCCUGUCCUGGAUGGUGGCCGGGGAGGUGGGGAUGCGAAUGUCCAGUCCCUGGGAUGUGGUAGAGGCUCUGGAGUGAGUAGAGAGAAUUCCUUGCUUCUUCAUUCCUGCCCCCCCACUUCCCCCACUAUGCCUUGCUGUCUCAGCGGGUGCAAGUGAAGACUGCAACCAGAGCCCCCUUCCAGAAGGCUCCUUCCAGAGCCCUGGCCAGGCCUGAGUAGGGACCAGUGCCAAGAUGUGGGGCUGCCUCUGGAAGUUGGGGGCAGUGGGUGCUUCUUCUGGCCAAGGUGGGAAAGUUCACAACCCCCAGCCUCAGCAGGCGUGGCCUGUGCUGCCCCUCCAUCCUGUGCUGAAUGGUCUGACCGGAAGCUGGAAUACACCCUCUGGAAACUGAUUUGGUUUGCUUUCAGUAGCGCUCCUAAAGUCAGGGACCAGGGCGAGGCGCAGCUCAGCACUCUAGAGGAGACUGUCCUGCCACCAGGCUAAAGAAAGACCUCCCAGGGGGCCGUGAUUAGCCUGCUCCCUGACUGCCACAACCCCCACUGGGGCCCAGGGCCCGCUGGUCUCACGCUGCUUCCUGUGAGGCCUAGAGCAAGGGAAGCCCAAGGCCACAGGUGUGAGUGACAUAGCUUGUGCAUGAGUGGGAUGUACAGGGUCAGGGCUGCUUGCAUGGGGAGAGGGGGUCAGAGAGGCUGGAGAGGUGACUCGAGUCAGAAAAGCUCCAGACCCUGGACACUCGGCGAUGUCCUUUAAGACCUCCGAAGUAUCUUUGGAGAGGGCUCUUGUGCCCUGGUGAGUUUGCUUCACUGCUGUGGUCACCCGACCCCCAAGAAGGGCGGCCCAGGGGAGAAUUCGUUCCUCACCGCUCACCCUCCUCCAGUCUAGGAAAGAUGAGGCGCGAGGCAUGAGUGGUCUAACGGGUGGAAUGUACCGCCCGGGACCAGGCAGUUCCCCACCCCGCAGGGGGAUAGGCUCGGCCCCGAGUGGACAAGUGAUGCACAGUGUCUGUCAGCCAGGACCCGGCCGCGGGGCUCAUUCUGAGAGGCUGAGCAGCUGGGUCCGCUCAGACGGCACUGCGGCUGCACUUUGAUUUCAUUUGAUUCCCUUGAAAAUGACAUUAAGGAGAAUCGCCUGUCUGGGAAGACAGCAAGCUUGUCCCUCUGGGACCUGGUGACUGACCUCUCUCCACCAGACAGGUGCAGAGGACAGGAGUUUGGGCAGCGAGGUGGAGAAUCCGAAUGCAGUGCCCAGCCCUGGUGACAGGGCUUUUUCCCCUGCUUGCCCCAGCUAGCUGCUGAGUUGGACACUCAUGCUCACGUCAGGGACCAAGGCCCCGCCGGUGGCUGGGGCAGCAGAUGUCAGCUCCUGGAGAAGCCGUGACUGUGGUGAGCCAGAGUGCCAUUGCUGCUCUGCCUGUCAGAUUGAUGACACAUUUAAUUUGGCUCCACGGGCUUGAGAUGAUGAGACCUGACUGGCAGCCACUGCUCUUCAGUGCCCUCGUCCGUCCCAGCCGUCCAGGAAGAUGGACAAGCCACCGAAACUGCAUUUGAGAGUCAUAAUCACGGGAAACACAGCCGAGCCCCUCCCUCCCUCUGCAUAAAUCACAUGGAGAAGCACACACAAUGGUCUCUUUCCUGAUGGGCCAAUUGUCUUAGUUGGGUGUCUCUGGGCCUCUCUGGGCCGAGGGGCUGGCAGGAUGGGACCGCAAGCAUUUAUUGUUGAAAAGGCCAUCUGUGUGAUUUGAAUACAAAGUGGUCCUUUCAGUUCCCCGGUACGCCCUCCAUUCUCGUUUUCAUGUGUUCUUGUGUCUCAGGCUCUGGGUCUUUUGAGACUCUUGGCCUCUCCUGUGUGCAGUCACACGUGGGGCUCUGCUGGUCCUGGGGCUUUGGGCCCUUUGGGAAGUGGAACUUGUGGGAAAUAAUGAUGCUUAUUUAUGUAUGUCUAGUAUUUUUAAUUCUUUAAUUUUUUCCAAAAAUUCUGCCACCCAAACCCUCAUUUCUUACACACGUUACCAAGGGGGUUCUGUGAAGUGAAGGUGCAGUUUCACAAUGUCAGGGGCUCCCCAAGUGAGAGCAUGGGCUUUGGAGAGGGCGACCGGGGGCCCAGGCAUCGUGUCCCCGAGGCCUCCCAGCAGCCUGGCUUUGUGAAUGAAAGGGACUAGAACUAAGAGGCAUUCGGUGAUUUGUCCAGGGUCACACAGCUGGUUAAAGGCUGAGCUAUAGCCCUUACAUCUAGGCCUUCGAACCAAAUCCAUUGCUCUUUUCAAUGCCAAGGUUUGCCUUUCAAGGAUGAAAGUGAGAGAAAUCAGUCAUCUCCUCCAGAAAGAAGCAGGAGGAAGCUAUUCCGCCUGCAGGAGUUGUGGUCCUUUAAGCUCUCGAUGGGAUGCUUUAGGACAAAUAAGUGAGAUGCAACAUUCUCCAUGCAGUGGAGAAUGAACUUCGGAGCUCGUGUUUCUGAGGAGUGGCCGAAAGGAUCAGUAGCUUCACACAGAAUUUGAAAAGUCUGAUAUGAAAGACAAGGUGGAGCUCCUUAAGACAGACCGGGGUGGGGUGGGUGUUGGCACGGGGACUGCUGGGCCACUCCCUUCCCUCUUUGGGUCUCACAUUCAACAGGACCAGCAGACGUAGCCCUGGGUGUCCAGCAGCGAUGGGGCGUUGGCCAGAGGCAGAAAGGGAUGGCUUCGGGUUUAGGCCAGGUACACUGAGCCAGGGCAGGAGAGACUGUUCCAGGUUCUGGGCCCAGAUUUUGCUAAUAAUGGGCUGGUUUCAAAUCUUAACUCUUAGUAAGUGGGAAUGAACCGGACUGGAUUUCAGAUACCUGCCUAAAGAAGCAGACUCUUCCCUAAAAUGCUCCGCUGUUUUCCAGUCUCUCCAGGUCCCCUCCCACCUCCUACUGCUUUUCUGGCUGUGGAUAGACUGCCUUCUUCGGCAUCUUGCCCUUGGACUCAGCCACCUCGCUAUUCUAUUCUUUUUUUAGCUCUUAACAAAGACAGCACAAUCUUAUCAUCUGUCCUGUCUUGACCUUAUCUUCCCUUCAGCUUUUCUCUGCAUAGGGCGGCCAUCCUCCAGAUUAGUCCCAGAUCUCUGGUUUCAGGGUAGAAUAAUAACACUAGGUAAUUUGGUGAGCAGGUAUACUGUGAGCCUGGCACAGUGCCAGGUUUUUGACCUACAUUGCCUCUUAGGUUCUCAUUUCAGCCUCUUGCAGCGGUUCAUUAUCCCCAUCACACAUUUACUCUCAUUAUACCCAGCUGAUAGAUAAAGACCAUGUCUCAGAGAAGUUAGGAAACUUGCCCAAGGUCACACAGCUAGUGGGCGUCUGGACUCCAGAGCAGCUGCUUUCGAUGGCUCUGUUCUGUUGUUUUUCAGUAAUCAUGGAAAGCAGCAUCCACAUUGACAGGGGAAAGGAAUGCUGAACAGUCAUGGUCAACUUCAAGACCAGUGAGAAAGGCCAUGGUCUUCGGAGUCAAGCUCAGAUCUCAGCCCACCCCUCAAGGCUGUCCCUGCUUGCACUGCACCCCUGCUUUGUGCUUGCACCCCGGCCACACCCGACUACUUCCCCUUCUCCAAACUCCCCGUGCACACUCGUGUUCAGGCUGUUCCUUCUGUCGGUUGCCUCUGCCGACGCGAUCCCCAGCCUUCGGGUCUUGGCACCUCCUUGAGGCACCUUUCUCAAGCUUGCAGCAGAAGUCCUGGCUUCCCCUCUGCAUUUCCGCAGUAUUUUGUUCAUUCUUCGUACAGCAUGGUAGGCGGGCGUGUCUCCCAGGAAGCCAGUGGAGGCCAUAUCUUACUUAUUUUCUGUUACUGCCUGGUCCUUAGGGGGUGUUGUAGGAUUGAAUUGGGUCACAUGAUUCAGACCCCUCCUGUUCUGGAAUCUAGUUGAGGCAAUGGAGGCUCACAAGUAGGCAGUGAGCUGGCCAGGGUCAUGGGACGAGUUAGUGGCCGAGCUGGGGCUAGAACUCAGGCCUCCUGACCCCCUUGGCUCUGAGCUUUUUCUACCGCACCGCAGCCCUGCAAGCCCAGAGCCUGGAACCCCACUUGGUUUACUAAGCAGCCUGGCCAGGUUCACUUCGGGGUCAGGGAUCCAUCAUACUCUGUACUGACUUCUGGGCAUCCUCCGAGGGAAAGGAGACCUGAUGAGAGCGACUCCUAUGGUUGGUUCUCUUCCCUCUCACUGAGCCUGUGGCCCUCAGAGAAACCUUGGGUCGGGUUCUGAGGAUCUUGGUUCAAAUCCUCAUUUUUCUGGUAACUCACUGGGUGACUUUGGACAAAUUACUGCACCUCUCUUCAAUGCAAACCCCAAACUGAGGAAUAUAGUACGAUAUUCAUUUUGUAAAUAUAAAAUUCGAUAGAACUGUAGACUCUGAAUGUGAAGCUGAAAAGCUCCGCCCGCUGAGAUCAAUCGAUUAACAAGCUGAUUUAUAAAAACGAAGGCCAGGAGAGGCAAGAACUUGGUCAAAGGCACAUGGUUGGUCCUAGAGCUGGAGCUAGGACCCAACCCCCUACCUUCUAGGCCAGGGCUCCUCUUCAGUGACUUUUGAAGAAUUUGCCACGUGGAGAAGGGGGAGGGGACGUGGACUGUCUUAGAUGCUCUCGUCAUCUCUCUUAGCUGUGUUGUCAGGAAAAGUAAGUCACACCGCUUUGGGCUAUAAUGGAAAAAGUGAGACACGGCCCAGCUAAAGGCUUGGGGGUGGGGUGGGGUGGUUGUCUAAUCUGGUAGCUUGUCUAGAGAUGUCUGGUAUGUUCUUGCUGCAGGGAAUGAAUGAGGCUGCUGUUUCACCUGGAGGUCAGAGCUAGGCAGGACUCAGGGAGGUUCUCCCUGUGGUCAGUUCUAAAAAUAGCAGUGGGAUGGAGCUGAGGGGAAGAGGAGGGGUCUCCUUCGGGAGCUGGGUGGGACCUCACCCCCUUCCGCUUCCCGCCAGACCCUUUGUGAGGAAGUGCUACAGAUUCAGAGAGGUUAGAUCUGGGCUGGGUCCUGGAGCCAUCCUCCCCCACGUCCCCUUGUCAUACAGAAGAGGAGGCCCUGGAGGCUGGGAGAGGGGAAAAGACUGGCCAGCAGCCACCGAGCCUAGGGAGAAGGUCCCAGAUGGCAGGCUGUCUUCCUCCUGCUGUUGCAGCAGGGUGGCUGCAGGCUGCGAGGUUUUCUCUCACUGCCUCUGGGGGAGCACAGGGCCUGGGAAUUCCUGGGGCCGGAUGUGGUCAGCUUCCUGAGAGUCGCCCAGCAGGCGAGAGUCCUCUAGUCUGCCCUGAGCCCUGACCUCAGCCAGUUGGCUGUUCAGUGCCACACCUUCCCUUUGCUAGUGCUCCCAUCCUUGCUGAUUUGUCCUUCUGUCACCUCCCCCCCCCCCCCCCCCACUGUCUGCAGGGAGAGAGGACAAGGGCUAACACAGAACUGGUGUGCAGGACAGAGGGUCGAGUGUCCUGGGACCUUUUCUCUGCUCUGCCCCAGGAACAAGCAGAGGCGGCUAAGGGAGAGGCAGGGACCUGGGUUUCAAGGCAGGCAGGUAGGCGAGGGUUCUAAUCCCCGCUGUGCCUUUCACUAGCUGUGGGAUUACUGGUGGGUCACCUGGCAUGUGUCAGAUGAGACGGGGACACUUCUCUCCCCGGGGUUUGUGAGGAUGAAAGGGAUUAGAAGGCACUCAGUGAAGGGGACUGUCCCCACUAGAUCGGGCAUGAAUGCACGCUCCACUCUGCGCCCCUCACUCUCUGCGCCCCUUCCUCGAGGCCUCCAGGCACAGGGUGUGGCAGGCGUAUGGUGCAGUUAACAUUUUUGUUGCGGUGUUACAAAAUUACCCAUGUUUAUCAUGAAGAAAACAGUACAGAUGAACCAGGAGAAGGAAAUGAAGUCCACCCGUAAUCCCAACACCCGGAGAAAACCACCGGUCACAUUUUGGGCUGUAUUCCGUCAGGCAAUUGUUUAUACGUACAUACAUCUUAUUUGCAAUUUGGGGUUACCAGUGCACACAGUUUUCUAACUUGCUCUUUUCCCAUUUAACAGUGCAGUAUAUCCAUGUUUCCAUGUCAAUAAAUAUUCUUCUGCAACAUCA
Artibeus jamaicensis (Jamaican fruit-eating bat) is the source of this 8973-nucleotide messenger RNA. It is a transcript of the gene RGS3, whose product is annotated as regulator of G protein signaling 3. Gene Ontology annotation, biological process: signal transduction. NCBI's taxonomy places the organism in Eukaryota, Metazoa, Chordata, Mammalia, Chiroptera, Phyllostomidae. The coding region runs from base 33 to 1841 and encodes 602 amino acids. Gene Ontology annotation, molecular function: protein binding. The transcript has 18 exons. Gene Ontology annotation, cellular component: nucleus; plasma membrane. The record is from RefSeq and is a predicted model, not a curated record.